Molecule: messenger RNA, 914 nt
Organism: Salvia hispanica
Lineage: Eukaryota; Viridiplantae; Streptophyta; Magnoliopsida; Lamiales; Lamiaceae
Product: cytokinin riboside 5'-monophosphate phosphoribohydrolase LOG1-like
Biological process (GO): cytokinin biosynthetic process
Cellular component (GO): cytosol; nucleus
Molecular function (GO): hydrolase activity, hydrolyzing N-glycosyl compounds
Source: RefSeq, a predicted model, not a curated record
ACUAUUCCUAUGCAAUCUCUCCAUUCCUUUCUAAACCAUUGCUGUUUAUCAUUUCACAAUUUGCACAACUCUUUUCAAUCUUGAAGGUUCUAAUUAUGGCAAUGGAAAAGAAUUUGCAGCAAGUCACAAAAACAUCAAGAUUCAACAGAAUCUGUGUUUUCUGUGGAAGCAGCCCUGGCAAGAAACCUAUCUACCAGCUUGCAGCAGUUCAGCUUGGAAAAGAACUGGUUGAGAGAAACAUAGACUUGGUGUAUGGAGGUGGAAGCAUAGGAUUGAUGGGCUUGAUUUCAGAAGCUGUGUAUAAUGGUGGCCGCCACGUGUUGGGGGUAAUUCCCAAAACUCUUAUGCCUAGAGAGAUAACAGGGGAUCCAGUAGGUGAAGUGAGAGCAGUUUCAAGUAUGCAUCAAAGGAAGGCAGAGAUGGCUAGACAAGCUGAUGCAUUUAUAGCCUUGCCAGGUGGGUAUGGCACAUUGGAAGAAUUGUUGGAAGUCAUAACUUGGGCUCAACUUGGAAUUCAUGACAAACCGGUUGGUUUGCUCAAUGUAGAUGGGUAUUACAACUCACUACUGUCGUUCAUAGACAAAGCAGUGGAUGAGGGUUUCAUUGCACCAUCUGCCCGUCACAUCAUUUUAUCUGCCCAAACUGCCCAUGAACUAAUGUCAAAGCUUGAGGAUUAUGUUCCAAAACAUAAUGGGGUUGCCCCAAAGCUUAGUUGGGAGAUGGAGCAACAAUUGGGCUAUACCACAAGAUCAGAUAUUGCUCGUUGACUUCCAAUAUUAUUUAGGCAAAGUAUAUAUUUUUAAUUUUGACACAAGAAACGUGACAUGAACAGCAAAAGGUCUAGCUAGGCCCUAGGGAUCACACAUUUGAUUAUUGAUUCUAUAUUUAUGUGCCUAGUGUUAUUGGCUUGGUUU